Molecule: messenger RNA, 6047 nt
Organism: Oreochromis niloticus (Nile tilapia)
Lineage: Eukaryota; Metazoa; Chordata; Actinopteri; Cichliformes; Cichlidae
Product: protein FAM171B-like
Source: RefSeq, a predicted model, not a curated record
AUGGAAGGCUAUGUGCCCAGCCUGCUCCCCUGGAGCACCAAUAAGAGACCAAAGCAGGGGGGUGGUGGGAUGUUUUUAUUCUGCUGGCCUUAUGUGGAGAAGGGCAAGGGAGCAGGUGGUGAUCAAGGGAAGUGGGAGCAGGUGUUAUGGAGGAGAAAUGCAGGAAGUUUUCUCCUCUGUCACGUUGCUGUUGCUCCUCACAGUCAGGGGAACAUCUGGCUGUUUGAAGACUCUGUGCUCAUCACCGGGAAGGUACCUGACAGCUCAUCACAGCCGAUGGUGAAGUUCCCAAAGAACAUUCUCACAAUCCCAGAUAAGACCAACAUGUCUUCGGUGAUGGCGUACCUGACUGUACCACAUCCUCACCUGGCGAAGGACUGCACCAACUGCACUCCGGGCUUCAUCAGCAACAAAUCAGUUUUCAGAAGUAUUGAUCUGAAAGCCGUGGCAGCCAUCAGCGUCCUGCUGUACUCCAGCGGCGAGGAGCUACAGGUUCGAGGACCCAUCCAGAUCAGUCUGCCGCUGGGCCACCACACACACCUCAGGGCCUCUGAUACUGUGCCAGCCUGGGCCUUCAACCAGAAGACAGGUGGCUGGGAGAAUCAUGGCCUGGGAAUAGUUAAAACGGUUGGAAACGAGCUGGUUUGGACUUACACUGCUUCCCAUCUGGGCUACUGGAUCGCCGCCCCUCUGCCUUCAUCAAGAGAUUAUCUGGGACAUGCAAACUCUUUGGAUUUCCUAUCUUACCAUACCUACCUGUUGACUCGUCCUGCGGCACCGCUUUAUGAAAACAUCACUCCAGAUCGGUUGAAGGGUCCUCAGCCGUCACCUCACUACAUCAACAGUGAAGAGGUGUCUCGACUAAGGGAGAAGUCGGAGCAGAACCGGGCCAACAUCAACUGCGACAACUUCUUUCAGGAUAAGCUGGUCCAUAUCUACAACCAGCCAGUGGCCAUUAUUCCCGCUCCCGAGCUCUUCAGUGCUCAGGAGCAGCAGCUACCGGGCUGCAAGUCCGCCACCUUCCCCCGCAACGGAAGUGAGUAUGAUGCUCACUCAGAGCCUGCAAGUAAAGACAGCUACACCCAGACACUACCCAAAGUUCCUCACCACCACUCACAAGGUGGGAGCAGCCCACAGCAGAGUAGCCAAGAUGAUCCCCAGCCUCUGGAGACGCCCCCUCAGGGGCAAGGCCCUAACAGUGUGUGGGGACGCUACAGUAACCUCCUUGAAUCCUCCGUCUCUGUGCCUGGGACUCUUAAUGAGGCAGCUGGCAUGGAGGGCUUCAACACCGGGCACGGCGUGCCCAGUGAGUUGCAGGGGAUUUCAGAGCGCACCUUGCUGGAGCUGACGCGUGGCAAGUCCUUGUCGUCACCCAGAGCCUGGUUUGUCUCCUUAGACGGGAAGCCAGCAGCCCAGGUUCGCCACUCCAUCAUUGAGCUCCAGAGCCACCACCGCCCGCCGAGCAGCAACGACACCAGCCUGGACUCAGGGGUGGACAUGAACGAGCCUCAGCAAAGCAUCCGCGAGACGGAGCGUGACCGACCUUCUAUCAGGGCUUCUUCCCUGCCGCACCACAGCCGAGGCGGGCGGUAUGGUGAAGAGCAGGACCUGAGCAGCAGUGAGAGUGGCACCACUGCUACCUGCACACCAGAGGACCCGUCCCUGAGGAACAUUUUAGAUGGGAGCAGUGGGGCCAUUCCAAAUAUUCCCGAAGAGCGUGAUGGGAUGGAUACAUCCAGCGCUCAGGAGGACAGUGAAUCAAGAGGUACACCACCUCCACGGCGCCUGAGGAAGGUGAGGGAGAAGGGGAAGACGGAAAAGAGGAGCGCCAAGCACAUCCGGGAGGGCAGACCUCUGACCAAGAGAAGCUAAAGCUUCUCAGGCUCAUUUCCCUGCCCAUCAGUGCUUCAGUUAAAAUCCAAAUUAAAUGAUUCAUAUGAGUUUGUGUUCACACAGGCAUUGUUGUUGUUGAGUUCUGUGAUUGUACAACUUUGCCAAAGAAUGCAUAAGCGAGCUCAAGAAAUGAAUCAGCAUCCGUGUCACGUUAUGUAGCUGCUGUUAAGACGAGUUUGUGCACCGUGUUCUCUCAUUCUCCCAAAUCUGACGAUCACCAGCGAGAUUCCUCACAGCAGAUGUCCGUGUGAACACGAUGUCCCACAGUAUCCGGUUCUGGCAUUAUAGAGGGUGCCUUCUUACUGCCUGUAAUCAUUAAAUAGGGUUACGCAAAGGUGGUGUGUGUCGAUAUUUAGUAAAAAAACAAUCUGGUGAGUUUGCAGGAUGGACACAGAUACAGGUCAAUGUGUAGUGCACUUAUCCUCACCAUAAAUGCCUGCUGUAUAUUAAAUAAGACCAAGAAGCUUUCCCAGUCCGGAGCACUCACAUCUCGCUUUGUAUCCUACUGCCUCAUUCCAACAUAAUUGACGCUCUGGGAUUUGUUAAAUAAACUGAGUGUAAGUAACAGGAAAACGAGCUUCAGCUAUUCAACUUUUGACUAACUCCAGAACCUUUGGAUUGAAAUUUUGAUGUACAUUGUAAAGCAAAGCAAAGCUGCCAUUUUGAAGUUAAUUUCUAAAGUUCAAGGUUUUUAGCCUACAUCUGUUUUUGAAUGCAUGAAAAUGAAUGUUUUCACCGUGCGUAUGAAUAUAUUUGCAUUUUACCGUUAACAGUAAUUCAUCAUAGAUUACUUAGAGACUGAAUAUUUUUCCAUUUAUUUCCAUUUCCAGUUAUCCACAUUUAUUGGUACGACAAAACGUGUCAAGGCUUGUUUAACGGGAUUCGUAAGAGUCCAAAGAAUUAGAUUAACUGUUGGAAACAAUCAGUGGUACAGUUGCUACUUUUCUUUGAGGGAUACUGUUAUAAAUAUGCUGUUGUCGAACAGUGGACAAAUUGGACUUAUUGUGCUACCUAUUAGGUUUUAAUUGGUCAGUGUAUGUCUAAGUAACCUCUGCAAGGAAAAGUGCCAGCUUCAGUCUGCUUUAAAUACUUGCUUUCAGACAGUUUUUUCUGCUGUUGGCUCUGGAUGAUGUCAGAGAGUGGGGCUGUCUUUGCCCCACCCACUUGUUGUUCAAACCCUCUGUUUGUUAGGGGAAGCCAUUUAGAAGAAAAAUAGUCUAAGAUAGGCACUAAUGGGGCUACUCUAGGGCUCGGUAUAAGAAAAAUAAGGAAUAUUUAUUAUUUUGAUCCUUGAAUAAUGCAAAGCUACUCCAGUAGAGUCCAAGAAUAACAACAUGGAGAUGGUAAUGAGCAUAGCAAGUCCUCUUUAACUGGAAGAACCUGUUGCUUGCUAAUAAAUUAGGAUUUGAUUUACUUUUUUCUUAAUACCUGAACAUCUUUUCGGGUACAGCGUUACCCUUUGAAACUAAUUUCAGCAUUGUGCAAUUGGUGCCUUGGAGAUCUGCUUUUAGCUGUACCUGUAUGCCCAAAUCUAUUUAUAUAUAUACUCACACAGUAGGCAUCAACAUAGGUUUAUAUUUUCUAGAGGAGGGAAAAAAAUCUGGGUUUGAAUAACGCUUCAGUUUAUAAUAAUGGUUCUCCUCUUUUGGUCCAUUGGUCUUUGCUACACUGAUAUAGUGCAGCUCACAGAAGGCAAUGCCAUUGUAGCGGUCUGUGAGCUGGUUGGUCCGUUGGUAAACCAUGUCAACAACUGUUGGUGGUUUACUGUUAGAAUGUGUACACAGGCUCAUUGUUUCCUGAUACUGUCUCACAAUUAUUUCAAUCACAAUCACUUAUUUUCCUCUCCGGUUCACCAUGAGGCUGACAUUUGGUUGGAUGGAUUGCCAUGUAUAUUAAUGUUCCUCUCAGGAUGAUUUGUAAGAACUUUGCUGACCCUUAAAUUUCCACGCUGCAUCAUCUUAAAGUCAAAAUCAUAGACUGUAUAAAAGAUGGACGUAGCCACCAGAGCAUCAUCCAUUGGCCUGUUAAGUGCUUCAGUGGAUGAGUGUUUUCCCCUUUUGCUGCCUUGGUGUUUGAAACCAGCUGUGAGGUGUGGAUUUGACUGACAAACUACUUGCUCAGUUUUAAGAUUUUUAAAACGAACGACUAUGGAACAACUAUGAUCUGAAACUGGCAACUGUGUCCGUAACUUGUCAACUAGGAACUGUGGGCGGUUUCCUAUAAAGGUUUAUACGACCCAAAGUCUUUUUGUAGUCAGAGGAGUCGCCCCCCGCUGGAUACCAGAAUGCACCUUUAAGACGCUCCUGCAUUAGCUUGACUUUGUCCAUCCUUUAAACAGUCCAUGGUCAAAUUUUCAACUGUUCAGUUCCUGCAAAACUAAUAAUAAUGUCUGCUGUACUUUGUGGCUAACUAGCAAAUGUGAGAAAUAUUAGCUGAAAUAAGAUGACUAAGGCCUCAUUUACACAAGGCUGCUAGGGAAAAAAAUAUUCUCCAACCAAAAGAAAACUACAUUAAGCUCUCCCAUUAUUCACUAAGGGUUUCCACAGUGGGCAGUGCUGUAUAUUUGAUUGGGCAGGAUACCCUUCCUGAUGCAACCCACAAGACCAGUGACCCCCUUGUAGCUGCCGUUCACUAUGGAAAAAUGUGUUUUCCCAGAUUAGCAAAAGGUUGUUGGAGGUUACUGUUGCUAGGUGAAACUGGCUGUAACAAGAUAGAGGGCUGAUUUGGCGCAGAAGUCUCCACCUGGUUUGCAAACACUUCAAGUCCUGUCAACUACUCACGAAGCGAUAGUAAAACUGUGAAGAAUAGAGCACAGACUGCCUUUACAGUAAAAGUUUUGCUUUUUGAAAUAUGUUGUUUCAGCAGCUUUUACUUUGAACGCAAAUGUUCUAGGUGGCGCCACACUUGUUCAUGUUUCAUUACCACUCAUUGGUUGACUGGUGAGUGUUUGCAGACAAAUUCCAUGCAAACUGUGGACGACCGCAGUAAUCUGCUAGUGGCCAAAGCAAUUGCAACAAGGUUUUUGAGGCAGUACCCUGUUUUGCCAACUAUUUUACACAACGACAGCCAGCAACCACUCACCAACCAGUCAGGGAAUACACAUUUUAUAAGGGGUGUGCUGACUGGUCUGCGGCCCUACAAGGCAAACAUAUACUCGCUUAGCAUGUUAAGCUUAAUUAUUGUGACCAUAUUAGCAUGCUAGCAUUAAGCUCAGAGGACAACUGGUAGCAUAAAUCUGAGUACUUAAGCUCUUAAUAUUUAUACAAAGAAGUAUUUUAGUGAAAUAUUGAACAAAAAGGCCAACCAUACUCUUUUAUGCCUUUCCUACUUGGCAGGACAAGGCAGGUUUAUCCAUGUUUCCAAGAAAUCUUCAGUGGAUAAAUAUGGGUACCCACUGAAGGUUGGGUAAAAACCCACUAAAAGUGGGUAAAAAUAUCCACAAUAAAACAUUUAAAACUGAUGAACCAUGAUACAGUGUGAAAAACAAUGGUUCAAAUAGCAAUAUUUUCAAGUAAAUUCACUUUUUAAAGAGAACAGUGCAGCAAAGCUUUUACCAUAAUUAGUCUUCCAUCAUUUUACGACUCUUUGGAUUUCAUUCUGUACAUUCACGUGUGCUCUUUUGUAUGUAUAUAGUAAAGAUUUUAUGUACGAUGUGACAGUGAUUUAAAUCAUUUGUGCUGUUUUUUUCUACCAUCCAGAAGUGGAGAUGUGCACCGGUUGAAUGAAACAGAUUUUGAGUGUUUCCCCCCCACAGGAUUGUACAAAAAGCCUGAGCUUUGUAAUUUAAAUGUAGCAACAAACUGAGCACUUGAUCAUUCAGUACGCUUACAGCUGAAAAUAUUUUUCUCCUGCUUGUCAUCAGCUUUAAAAAACAUGGUACACCCCAGCCUCAGCGGCCACUCGAGGAGUCGUAUGUGAACACGUUGUGCUGGUACUUCUUGACGAGCGCAACAACUCCGAUCACUGCCACUUCCUGUUUUUGGACGUGAUUUGUAUUGAUUUCCAUGUAUAGUGUUGCCCUCGUGUGUCUCACCAUUGAAUUGUCUGAUUCUUCCCCAGUGGACACCUCUUGUGUUUUUACCUCUGUAAUGAUGGUAGUGCUGUUAGUCUUGCCUUUUUUGUGCACCAAAUUAAUAAACUUAGUUGAUACCAGU